UAAUGAUUGAAGAAGAAUAUAGACCUGAAGAUAAGGCCUCUAUAAAAAAGAAAUACAAAGUAUUUUAAACUCUAGCUUCAAUGAUUAGAUAAAGAGGUUACUUUGAAUCUACACCAGUUAUUCUUGUUGAAGAUGAAUCUUUUGAAUUAUUUGAAGCUAAAUAUCGUACUCAAACUUUACCAUAAAGUAUUGUAUGCUUUAAAGUAUUUUAAUUAAUAAUUUAAUAGAGAGAAGAUGAGACAGAUAAAUUACUUAUUAUUUUUUACACUAAAUAAGCAGCUCUAACUUUUGAAGAAGCAAAAAAAUAUGUUCAAGAUUUUACUAAUCGUUAAGUUAAGAGUCUAAUAAUGGUAUUUCCAACUGACCCUUUUGCAACUAAACCAUAAAUUGUUGAUAAAAAGGCAAGAUUAUUUAUAGAUUAAGUCAAUUCCACUUAAACUUACUCAUUUGAAUUAUUUGGAGAAGAUGAUUUAGUAUAUGAUGUUACAAAGCAUGAAUUAGUGCCUUAACAUAUAAUCUUAAAUGAUAAUGAAAAAGAAGUAAACUUAAAUAUGAUAAAAUUUAGUUAUUAUUAAAAAAAUAUGGUUUAGUGGAUAAUUAAUUGCCAAGAAUUUUAUAAAGCGAUCCAAUAGCAAGAUUUUUAGGACUUCAUCAUGGUGAUGUAGUAAAGAUCAUAAGAAAAAGUGAAACUGCAGGAUUAUAUGUUACCUACAGAAUAGCCAUAUGAUUU
This is a messenger RNA of Paramecium pentaurelia, 730 nucleotides long. The record is from the annotation of a GenBank genome assembly. Lineage: Eukaryota; Ciliophora; Oligohymenophorea; Peniculida; Parameciidae.